AUGCGCAGCGUGUUACCAGAGGAGGAGGGUUGCGAAUCGGGGAAUCCUGCGAACUCAUGCGGCCGAUGGAGUUCAACCAGGGAAUCCUCUCGAAGCAGCUGGUUCCAACAGUUCCUGGAUUUUUUCCUAUUGCCAUGGCGUGACUCCGAGGCGGUGGAGAGAGAAGAGAACCCCGUGAUCAUCGGAGGAAGUCCUGCGACCAUCAGUGAAGCACCAUGGCUCGCCUUCGUUGAAUACACCAUAGCUGGCAAAUCAUCUUGGUGCACAGGCUUCAUCAUCGAUCAGCGCCACGCCCUGACUGCUGCUCACUCUAAUUACCAACAGGGAUAUGACAUCGCCGUGAUCAAACUGGCAAACCCCUUGAACUUCACGCCCUCCAUCCAGCCGAUCUGCAUAGCGAGGUCCGACAACUUGAACAGUGCGACAGCAUGCUAUGCCAAGAUGUUUGGUUGGGGUUCCACCACCACGGAUGGGAAGACCUAUCCCACUAAUCUGAAGAAAGUGGAUGCUGUCGUCCUUCCAAGGGAUUCCUGUUCCGCUGAGUACAACAGAGGGAUCAUAUGCGCCAGAGGUCGCACGACAGGGACUGGAACUUGUUCUGGGGAUAGUGGUGGACCUUUGGUCGUGUACGUCAACGGCAUAGCCUAUGCCAUGGGGGUGGAUUCGUACGGUGGAAAGCCGUGCCUAUCCUUGCCCAGCCACUACACUCGCAUCACCUCCCAUGUCGACUUCAUCAACUCUGUAGUCACUACA
Messenger RNA from Darwinula stevensoni, 753 nucleotides. The record is from the annotation of a GenBank genome assembly. Lineage: Eukaryota; Metazoa; Arthropoda; Ostracoda; Podocopida; Darwinulidae.